AUGUUCGUCGUCCUCCCUCCUCCCCCGACCAUCCUCGACCCUCAAACAAACUCCGUUCCACCGAACGAACGCCCAAUUGCCAUUCUCACCUGCCCCCGCCCCUCCCCUCCCCUCCCCUUUCAUAACAUCGCCGCCCCUCCCCGCCAGCCCCGCGGCCCUCCUCCUACCGAGCCCGCCCAGCCCCCGCUGACUGGACCGAGAAAGCGACGAGUACGGCAACUAGAAAUUCGAAAUUCGGUUGAGAACUCACCCCACCGAACCAACCACAGUAGGUCCAGGCCCCCAGAAGUGGCUGGAAGUAAGUAUAACUGA
Molecule: messenger RNA, 312 nt
Organism: Marchantia polymorpha subsp. ruderalis
Lineage: Eukaryota; Viridiplantae; Streptophyta; Marchantiopsida; Marchantiales; Marchantiaceae
Source: the annotation of a GenBank genome assembly